AAACGCAAAACACCAGUAUCCAAAAACCCCCCUUAUCCAAGCAUCGAGUCCUCGAGUUCAAGUGGAUUUUGGACCUCGCAGAUGAUGUUUUCUGGGUGAAAAACGACUGGAAAUUCGACUAUAGUUUCAAACACCCGCUCACAAAUAAUCGCUCUAGCCAAAUCCCAAAGUUAUGGCGAGUAUGAUGGCAUUCAAGUUGUCGCCUUUCUCAUCAAGUGUUCCACCAACGCCUGCACAUUCUUCAAUUUCAUUUUCGUCAAAAAAAUUCUUUCUUCCAAUGAAGCUUUCUUCACGGCGUCCUACAUUCCCAAGAAUUUAUGCGUUUUCUAGCAAUGAUAUUAAGGUGGGUUCUAACAUUGAGGUAGAUGGUACUCCAUGGAAAGUUAUAGAGUUUCUUCAUGUGAAGCCUGGAAAAGGGGCUGCUUAUGUAAGGACUACACUUCGGAAUCAUCUCACAGGAAAUUCUGUUGAGAAAACUUUCAGAGCUGGAAGCAAGAUUGAACAAGCAGAGAUCUCUAAGGAGACAAAACAGUUUACAUACAAGGAUGGUCCACAGUAUGUCUUCAUGGAUCUGACAUCAUAUGAGGAAGUUCGGCUUAAUGAGUCAGAUAUGGGAGAUAAGACAAAGUGGCUAAAAGAAGGCAUGGAUUGCAUUUUGCUUUUUUGGAAAGGAAAGGUUAUAGAUUUUGAGCUCCCGAUUCAAGUUAAGGUGACUGUAGUUGAGGUUGAUCCUGGGUUGAAAGGUGACACAGCUCAAGGAGGAACAAAACCAGCCACUGUGGAAACGGGUGCUGUUGUUAAUGUUCCUUUGUUUGUAGAGAGAGGUCAAGUGAUUGUUGUGGAUACAAGGACUGGGCAGUAUGUGAGUCGUGUAUGAAUGUAUUUUUUUUUUCUUUGUGUAGAAAAGUUUUGGUCAACAAUGUAUGAUCGAGUUUCUAAUUUGUAUCAAAGCUUUAGAUUCUAGAAGGGCAUGUUAGUAAUUUCAUUGGGAGAGAGUUUUGUUGUUAUAUAUAUGAAUCUCGAAUGUACACUCUUCGGAUAAACCCGAAGGUAACUUAUAUGAGAAACUUCAUAGUUAUUGUUUGAGUA
Messenger RNA from Lactuca sativa (garden lettuce), 1089 nucleotides. Its product is annotated as elongation factor P (EF-P) family protein. The record is from RefSeq and is a predicted model, not a curated record. Gene Ontology annotation, cellular component: cytoplasm. Gene Ontology annotation, biological process: peptide biosynthetic process; translational elongation. NCBI's taxonomy places the organism in Eukaryota, Viridiplantae, Streptophyta, Magnoliopsida, Asterales, Asteraceae. Gene Ontology annotation, molecular function: translation elongation factor activity.